This is a messenger RNA of Rotaria sp. Silwood2, 1702 nucleotides long. Lineage: Eukaryota; Metazoa; Rotifera; Eurotatoria; Philodinida; Philodinidae. The record is from the annotation of a GenBank genome assembly.
CUAUAUUCAUUAAAUCAAAUAACCCUGAGUUAGAUAAAGGCAAGACUGUAGAUCACAAGUAUUAUAUUGAAAAUUAUUUGAACUCUUCUGUUAAUGAAAUAUGAAAACAAACAUAGACACCAGGUUCAAAAUGUACAAAAUUGCUUAAAGAUGAUCGUUGACUUCAUACUCAUCUGAUGUGAUUAAUCAUUCGACAGAAAAAGACAUCAAUAUAAUGUCAUAGGAGCCACAUUCGCCAAGCCUGUUACUAUGUAAUUUAUGGCUAACUAAUUUUAUCUAACGUAGUUUAACUGAUUAAAUAAAUGAAAUAUGAUUAGCUCAUGUGGUUUCCAGGACAGCUAAAUAUUUUUUUUGAAAAAGACUUAAAAAAAACUUUUACUAAAUUGUUAGAAAGGAUUGUACUUGAUAUAAAUAAUCAUGGCAACUAUUCUCAAUAUUUGAUAAAAUAAAAUUUUGAAAAUAUCUCAAAAUCUUUAUAUUUUUAUUUAAUGCUCUGAGAACUUUUGGUUACCCCUAAGUAGAGAUUCAAACUAUAUACACGAGACUUUAAAUAUAGAAAAUUUAUAUUUAUGAACAUAUUUUAAUUAUUGAUUUAUGUUUGUAACUCGUAUAAUUUAAGUAUUGUUAAACUAAAAUAAAAGUGUUGUUGUUUUUAUGUUAUAUAUAAUUGUUAAUAUAUUUAUUAUAGAGUUCAAGUUAUGAUUGCAAUGAAAUUGAUAGUCGUAUAUUUCCAUCAUCUAUAGUUGGUUUUCAAGAAGAAAAAACAAAUUUAUCAGAAAAUAAUAUAUCAAUUUUAGUUGGUUGUGAAGAUGGUACAAUGUAUUCUAUAUUAAUAUCACGUCAAAUACCAAUAAGAAUAAUUAAUAUGAAAUUAUUAUCUACUGGUCAGAUAAAAUCAUGUUCUCGUAAACCAGUUGUUUUACGUCAUUUUAAUUUAUCAUCAAAUGAAUAUAUUCUUGCACGAAUUUAUUAUUCUCCAAUUGUUGCACCUAAUGUUAAAUUUGGUUUAGUACAUUGUACAUUACAUCGUUGGUUAUCAAAUAAAAUAAGAUCAUUUAAUGAUAUAGUUGAAAAUUUUUUAGAAAGAAUAUAUAUUCCAUUAUAUUGUUCAUCUGAUGAACUAACUAUUUUAUUUAAUCAAUGUAAAUCUUAUAGAAAUAAUAAUAAUAAUAAUAAUAAUAAUUAUGAAAUAAAUAAAAAAGAAAAAGAAAAUGAUAAUGAUAAUUAUAUUUAUUUACAACGAUUAUGUCGUUUAUAUUAUUUAUUAAAUAAUAGAAAAGAACAAUAUAUAUAUGAAAAUAAAUUAUUAGAAUAUUAUCGUAAUCGUUUAUCAAUUAUAUUAAAAUCACUUUUUUCAAAUAUUAUUAAUAAACUUUCACAAAUUGAAUUAUUUAUUUAUAAAAUUUGUUCAAAUCAAGAUGAAAUAUAUUCAUAUAAUAUGUUUAUGUGUCCAUUAUGUAAUAAUCCAUUAAUAAUGACAAAAGAUGAUCUAUUAUAUAGUAGAUGUUCAAAUAAACAUGUUUGGCCUCGAUGUUGUCGAACACUUUUACCAUUAUGUUUUGAUUCUGCUCAGACAUGUUCAUCUUGUGAUAAAACAAUAACACUUAUUCAAACAAAUGAUAUUAAUUAUAUCAAUUUUUUACAAUAUAAAGAUAAACAAUUGAACUUUUUUUUUUCAUCUAUAUGUACUCUUUGUAUGUAA